GGCGCCGCCGCGCCCGCGCCGCGCGCGGGCCCCUCGCGGGAAGGCGGCGCCGCGCCGCGGGCCCGCGCGGCGACAUGCAGACUACCUCCAGCGCGCAUCGGAUGACGUGCGGCUCCAUGGGUGCGGUGCACGUGGGCGCGGUGGCGGUCUUCGUGGUCGGUGUCGUGCAGUUCGUCCAGUACAGCAUGUUGAUGCGCUUCGAUGGGUACGAGGAUUGACAUGAAGAAGAUGAUCGACGUAGACGAGGGUACAGGCGACUCCGAGUUGGGCUCGAUCGGCUUGACCGUCAACCUUUGUUUCGCCGCCGCGAUUGUGUCAAUCGGCAUCGGAGCCGUCGGCUGCCUGGGGAACCACUGCGAGAGCAAGGGCCCCCUGUGCUGCUACUUCAUGACCACAGUCGCCCUGGCCCUGUUCUACUUCGGCAUCGCGCUGUAUUCCUACACCGUGGGCACGUCGGUGGUGCCCCUGGCGGAGCGGCAGAUCGCGGAGUUCUGCAACACAUCCCUGAACUUCGCCUACGAGACCCGGAUGGGCUGCAACGACGACUCAAACAUUCACAACAUCGAGAAGCACGUCAAGGCGCCGGGGGGCCGCGGCUGCGAAGAGUGCGACGAGCGGGUGAGCCUCAUCAGGAGAAUGGGCGGCUGCGGGUACCUGAUGCGGUUGUGCCACAAGUACGACUACAGCACUGUUGGUGAAGGUUACUGCCUCGUGGCGACCGAGAACGGCAGCGAGUACCUGCCCCCGACGGUCCCGAGCAGCCGGGGCAGCAACGUGUCCUCGGACUGUUGUUUGCAGGCCUGUGAUGCCUCAGUGGGCUGCAGUGGCUUCACAUACCAGUCAUCCACCAAGAGGUG
Messenger RNA from Prorocentrum cordatum, 857 nucleotides. The record is from the annotation of a GenBank genome assembly. Lineage: Eukaryota; Dinophyceae; Prorocentrales; Prorocentraceae.